UCGCCAGCACGACAACAAGUUGGCUAACACGCACCGGCCACAUGAUGCGGCUGAUGAUCUCCCCCGAACUAGAUCAGCGCCUCGUGUUGGGGUAUAAAAGCCGCGCGCCAAAGCCGCUUUCAAAACACAAACCCAAGAGCAAGCAACGUGGCUAAAACAAGCAAGCAGAAAAUUUCAUUUUUUUGUGAGAUUAUAACUUUUUCGUAAACGUGCCAAAUCAAAUGUGUCAAUGAGGACACCGGACUCCAAAGCGAAGCUUUUAAAUAAUUUAAGCCUCUCAAAGCAUCUAUCCUCCAAAAAGGGUUCACGCACCAGCAACUGCGGCAAUCGCCUGGAAUUCUUCGUGCUCACGCAUCUGACCAACGUGCCCUGA
This is a messenger RNA of Drosophila mojavensis, 373 nucleotides long. RefSeq lists its product as uncharacterized. Lineage: Eukaryota; Metazoa; Arthropoda; Insecta; Diptera; Drosophilidae. The transcript has 2 exons. Bases 230 to 373 code for a protein of 47 amino acids. The record is from RefSeq and is a predicted model, not a curated record.